UAGACCAAGAUAGAACGUAGGAAAGGAUUCGACAGUGUAAAAGUCGCCGCUCAAGGGGAGAAAUGGCCAUCGUCGACAUUGCACCGUCGCCGGACGUGGUAGAGGAUAGAAGGCUAACAAUUGAGGUGUUCAGAGAAACUCCUGUAUCGGGUGGAGAUGAGGAGGACACAGCCAAGCAAGUCGAUGGUGAUCAAGUGUAUAAAGUUGUACCAGACGACAAAUUGACAUGGGAGCAUUUGCGAUUUGACAAUACGGAAGCAUUUGUCAAGUUCAACAAGGACUUCGUGCACCGGAGGGGGUUUGCAAUUAGACGUAUUGGAGAACAAACUUUUAAGUCUAAAUAUCUUCAAGAACCAAAAGUGUUAUACUUUAGAGCACGAUGCAACAAAGAAGGGUUCAAAACAGGCUCGACAAUUGAUAUUAUUGUCCUUGCUUCCGAUAUCCCAUCCUCGACAAUUGAUAUUAUCCCUGCGGGGCUACAUUUCUUGCUAAUUGAUUUAGAUUUGCUCUAAACCUCCUUCGCAAUAGCUCGAGCGACGUGAGAGGUUUGACCACCUCCAACUUGCAACUGACGACUGAUAUAGUUCACAUGCUUCUUGCUUUUUGAACCUCCACGAUUGGGGUUCUUGGUUCUUGCCA
Molecule: messenger RNA, 639 nt
Organism: Linum tenue
Lineage: Eukaryota; Viridiplantae; Streptophyta; Magnoliopsida; Malpighiales; Linaceae
Source: the annotation of a GenBank genome assembly